AUGGACAAUGACACUGUCAAAUACCUAAAGGAAAAGAUGAGGAUCGAAGAAGGAUCUGAAGUGAAACCACCGGAAAAGAUGGGAAGCUUAAUAGACAGGACAAAGAUGCAACGAGCAAGAUCCAAUGGAACAAGAUCCACGAAUUGGAAAGGGAGCAUCAGUUUCCUCAGCAGCGAAGGAGAGAAUAAAUCCCAGCAGAAUGCCACAAAAGAAAGAGGGAAGUCGAUUACCGGGAAACGCAGCGAAAUGAAGAAGCAAAGCAAGAAUUUCAAAAAUGGUGUAGAAGCAAACAUAUGCCCAAAAACAGUAGCGGCCACGGUAGCGGGUGAUAGCAUUCGGGAAACGUGCAUCAUGUGUAAAGAAGUAAGGCUAAUUAAUCCAGGUGAACCAAGAAAAACAGCAGAGCUCUUAGUUUUCUUUGAUACAGGAAGUGAUUGUAAUUAUGUUCUAGAACCAAUGGUAGCCAAAUUAAAUCUGAAACAAACAUCACCGAGUGUGAGAAUGUUAUUAACAGGAACGGUAGGCACAAAGAAAUAUGGAAGCCGAAAGAUGGCUUUCGGAGUUCAAACGCUGUCCGGAAAUGUGAAGAAUAUCCAGACGUACAUUGUUGAUUCAAUACUCGAACGCAUGCUUAUGUGA
Messenger RNA from Loa loa (African eye worm), 639 nucleotides. RefSeq lists its product as hypothetical. The transcript is spliced from 2 exons. NCBI's taxonomy places the organism in Eukaryota, Metazoa, Nematoda, Chromadorea, Rhabditida, Onchocercidae. The record is from RefSeq and is a predicted model, not a curated record. Bases 1 to 639 code for a protein of 212 amino acids.